UGUCACUGCGAAGCCAAUUCAGAAUCGAAUGUCGAAUCGUCACUCUUGUGGAUUCUCGGUUUCUCGGUCAUUAAUUCGUGACGAGACGAGACUCGGCUUGACGCAAGGUAUCCUGCAACGAUCGGUUUUCACGUCUGUUAACUUUCACGGCUAGCACUUCAAAAGUGCAUAGAAACAUCGUGUUUUUUAUCCCUCGACCCGAGUAAAACAUGUCGGACACACGACGACGUCGAAAAUCUAAUCAAUCGUGCGGCUCCGACGAUCUCUCGGACUCUUACGAGGAGCUGAACGCGACAAAGGAGACCCAGAGUAGUGAACAGACUGAUGGACAUCAAGAUUCAGAAUGUGAUAUUUAUGAAAGUGAUUCGGAUGCUGAAUCGCAGGAAGGUGGUGAACAACGUGAAAGCGGGGAUGGUCAAGAAGAAGAGAAACCGCAAAAGAAAUUGGACGACGAUGAGGACAGACGUAAUCCACAAUAUAUUCCAAAACGUGGAACGUUUUACGAGCACGAUGAUCGUACAACUGAUGAAGUAACCGAUAAUAAUGCGGAAACACAAACGAACACAAAAGAAGUUAAGGAGAAGAAAGUAUGGAAAGAUAAGGAAGAUAGGUGGGACCAUGAUCGAUAUAAUGAUGAAGAACAAGCUCCAAAAAGACCCGAAGAAUUGAUAGCAACAUAUGGUUAUGAUAUUAGAAAUGAAGAAGGGCCACCUAGAGCUAGAAGGAGAAGAAGAUAUGGUCGUGGGCCUAAUAAAUAUACAAGGAAUUGGGAAGAUGAAGAUGCUUAUGGAAAAACUACUACUCCUGGUAGAGGAAACAACAGACGCUUCCAUAAAAAUAGUGAAGAUUUUCCUGCUCUUGGUAAUAAUAAAAAUGCCUCGAGUAAAGUAGAGGAGCCUGUAAUAUCAUCAGCUUGGUAUAGUAGCAAGAACAAAACACAGAAUAAAACGCAAAAUUUUCCACCACUUCAAUCUCAGCAGGAUAACACAAAGACUAAGUCUACUACUGUUUCUAAUACAUCCAUAAAUGAAAAUAAGACACCAGAUGAAACUACCAAUUCAUCAUGGAAAAAAGAUGGCAAGCAUACAGUUCAAAAUCAAAAUACAAAUGGAAAUGCAGGAUCUGGUGGUGAUGCAGAAAAAUUAACUAAUACCAAAACAUCACCAAGGGAGAAUAGCAAGAGGAAUCCUCAAGAGUCUGUAAGCUUGACCGCGAGUAGGACGCGUGGAAGAGGUUUCAAGCCCAAUGCUAAUAACAACAUGGUCACUAACAGAAUAGUUGAGAAUAAAUCAAAGGGACGUGGCCCUGGUUCGGUUACAAUCGAGAAUAGACGGAAUAAUACCGCACAGCAUAACGAUGAGCAUCAGCUUGCUCAUGAUAUGAAACAAGUCAAUAUUAAUGAUGGUCAAUAUCACCAGCCUGUACGACAUAACAAAGGCUUUUUUGCAUCCUCCAAUCAACAUAGAUCAAAUACAGUACCACCUAGAAUGCAACAACAACAAUCGUCGCAUCAACAACAAACGCAUGCGCAACAACAAAUACAACAGCAGCAAGAUAGUUCCGGAAGCAGACCUAAACGAUAUUCCAGUCUUCGUCAACGACCUACUAUUUCAGAAACUUCCACACAACAGAAUUAUCCAUCUCAACAUGCUCAACAUGGAUAUUUUCCACCUCAAGCUGGAAAUUCAAGAGCUGUUUUAGAAUCUCAAGGUUACGCGCAAGGUCAUUUUGAACAAUCUUCUCCAGUUACUCCAGCCACAGCACCCAUGGCAGGGCAACCUGUUAUUUCUUUACCUCCUGGUGGACAACCUGCUAGUUACGCGCCGCCGGCAUUUUUAGUGCCACCACCACAAUUCAUACCUCCUCAAACGGCGCCUCCUAGUAUAAUUAAUUACGUUCCUGGUCCAAACGGACCGACAUUUUCACCAAACUUUCAAGGUUAUCAGGGAUAUAAUCCUUCAGUGCAACCUCAAGGACCACCGCCACCACAAGAAUUGUUCCAACCACAAGGGUGUACUUAUUACAGUCCUGCGCAGCAACAACAACAAGCGGCUCCUAUGCGGCGACCGAAAGCGGCAAUACCCAUUCUUCCGCCGCCUGAUAAUCAACAAAGUGGCAGAGGAAGAGGUAGAAGCACUCAGCAGUAUCAGAAUAAUCAAUCAAAUAAUACACAACAGAUCGAACAACAAGAAGUCAAGAGUGGUAAUGCAGUGGAAAGUGAUGACAAACCAAUGCCAGGACAAUUCGACAGUGCACAAAUCGAGCAGUCAUAUACACCGGAUCAAGAGUCCCAAAAGAAUCAAGUUUCGGACAUGGUCAGAACAGUGAAUGAUGCGGACGAAAAGAUAGAAAUAAAUACCAACGUCGAUAAUCGUAUUACUGUUGACGCACUUGUUCAAAAGGAUAAUUUAGAAGAUAGCGUCAGUGUUAAAGAACUGUUGGAAACAACUUCUAAUGAAAAUAAUACGAUUGUAGACAGUCCAACGACAUUGACUGUCAUCGAGACUGAACGCGAAUUAGGUAAUAUUGAAUCUACGAUUCCUGAGAGUACUAUUGUGGAAAAAGCUGCAGCCUAAAAAGAGGUAAUAAUUAUUAUUUGCGCUUUGCACACAGCGAUCGUGUUCCUUCGACUUGUCGCAAGUUGGAUAGGUUGAUGUCGUUCUGCAAACUAUUCACAAUGCGAUUAGGGAACAUUGCUUCUUAUUAACUUAUGGAAACAAUAAUCCGUAUUUGUAUUAAUAAUAUCCAAAUAGCUGCCUCAUAAUGCUGACGUUAUUGCUUGGUACAUAAAAUAAUAAUGAUUUUUUCAUAUGCAAAGUCUAUCUAUAUGCCUGGCCAUUAUUUAGCGAAAGACAUUAUCAUGUAAUAUACUCGGCAGCUGCGUGGGCCAUGUGACUGUGACAUGAUAUAUAUAUAUACAUAUA
This is a messenger RNA of Camponotus floridanus (Florida carpenter ant), 2924 nucleotides long. It is a transcript of the gene btz, whose product is annotated as protein CASC3. Gene Ontology annotation, biological process: mRNA processing. The coding region runs from base 210 to 2576 and encodes 788 amino acids. Gene Ontology annotation, cellular component: exon-exon junction complex. The transcript has 9 exons. Gene Ontology annotation, molecular function: mRNA binding. NCBI's taxonomy places the organism in Eukaryota, Metazoa, Arthropoda, Insecta, Hymenoptera, Formicidae. The record is from RefSeq and is a predicted model, not a curated record.